This is a messenger RNA of Staurois parvus, 381 nucleotides long. NCBI's taxonomy places the organism in Eukaryota, Metazoa, Chordata, Amphibia, Anura, Ranidae. The record is from the annotation of a GenBank genome assembly.
AUGGCGUCCCAAUUACAGGAGAAGUUACAAGCCGAGGUGACCAAGUACCAGCAGAUCCAGAAAGAUAUCAGCACUAGUAUGUCUGCCCGGCAGAAACUAGAGGCUCAGGUCACCGAGAACAACAUCGUGAAAGAGGAGUUGUGUUUGUUGGAUGAUAGUAACAUGGUGUAUAAACUGAUCGGGCCGGUGCUGGUAAAGCAGGACCUGGAUGAAGCCAAAUCCACAGUGGAAAAGAGAUUGCAGUAUAUAAACGGAGAAAGUAAACGAUAUGAGACCAUACUGAAGGACUUGGAACAGAAGUCAGAACAGCAGCGGGCCUCCCUCACUAAACUGCAGCAGGAGUACCAGCGGACACAGAUGAAGGGACCAGUGAAGGCCUAA